UCAUAAUAUAAAAAAUAAACUCAAUUAUUACAUAAUUGUGAAUUAAUUAAUGUUGAACUGAUAUGAUCUCCGAAUUAAGCUUGUAAUAAUCCGCACACCAACAGUAUGAAUCUGUAUCUAGUAGGAUCAAUUAUAAACAAUGUAUCAAAAAUGUUCUUAUGGGAAAUCCGAACUAAAUGGAUCUGGGGACCAGAUAAACAAUCGAAUACAUGAAAUUGAUUUACGUAGUGAUACCGUGUCUCGUCCCACGGAUGCUAUGCGAGAUGCAAUGAAAAAUGCAAUUGUUGGAGAUGAUGUAUAUGGAGAAGAUCCAACAGUCAAUCAACUUGAGGAAAAAGCUGCAGCUAUGUUGGGAAAAGAAAGUGGAUUAUUUGUUCCAAGUGGAACUAUGGCAAAUUUAAUUGCAAUUAUGGUUCAUUGUGAUAAAAGGGGUAGUGAAUUGUUUUGCGGGGAUAGGAGUCAUACGUACUUGUUUGAGCAAGGCGGCGCUUCCCAAAUAGCUGGUGUGUUGUUAAGUACACUUGUCAAUAAAUCUGAUGGAACAUUCAGUUUGGAUGAAUUGGAAAAGAAAAUCCGUCUUAAUCCAGAUGUACAUGAGCCUUUCUCGAAUCUUUGUAUCUUUGAAAACACUCACAAUAUAUGCGGAGGAAGGGUUAUACCAUUAGACUGGAUCGAUGGUUUAGCAGAAAUUUGUAAGAAAAAUAAAAUAAAACUCCAUAUGGACGGCGCCAGAAUGUUUAAUGCGGCAGUUGCGAUGAAAUGCGAUGCAAAAGAAUUGGUUAAACAUUGUGAUUCAGCUUGCUUUUGUUUAAGCAAGAGUUUAUCUUGUCCCAUUGGGUCAAUACUUGUUGGAUCUAAGGAAUUUAUACAAAAAGCAAGAAGAAUGCGUAAAGUAUUGGGUGGUGGUAUGCGUCAAGUAGGAAUCAUAGCAGCAGCGGGUCUUGUUGCAUUAGAUCACAUGAUAGAUCGUUUAUCCGAGGACCAUGCAAGAGCUUAUGCAAUUGCAGAAGCAAUUCAUAAUUUAAAAAGUCCAUUGUUUACAGUGGACUUAAAAAGUGUUGAAACGAAUAUGUUUAUGAUUUAUAUGGAUCCUAAAAUAAUCACUGCACGCGAAUUUAUUCAUGCGAUGGUUACAGUUUCUGAAGAGGAACGUAAUAAUGAUUUAAACAUUAUUGUAAAAUGUUGUUCUCGAUUUCCAGAAUGGGUUCGAUUUACUGUUUAUAAUCAAAUAACUGACAACGAUGUGAAAUUAGUAAUUAAGAAAGUAACUUUUGUCAUUAAACAACAGUUCGAACAAACAUUACUAAAAUAAUAAUUGUUGAAAUAUCAUAUUAAAUUGAUUAAUUGAAACCCGAAAUAUUAUUUAUUAUUGUUAAUUUCAAUAAAUUAGUCUUCCAAAAAGUGUUAAACAAUUUAAAUAGUCUUAAACAAGGUUGUCAGAAAAAGUAAUACCAUCUGAAACGAAAAAGAGUCUAAUGUACUACUCUAAGCACCUCAAUAGCAAACACUUUUUAACGUAGAUCAAGCAUUUAAAAAAAAUCCUAAUUCGUUAAUUAACGUACUUUACAAAAUCAUUCCAAGAAUCAUCUUUGUGCCGUAAUUGCUGCCUUCUUUUGUAUUUGUAGACCUUAUUAAAUAAAUUUGUUUCUGUAGCAA
Messenger RNA from Chrysoperla carnea, 1656 nucleotides. RefSeq names its product probable low-specificity L-threonine aldolase 2. Gene Ontology annotation, molecular function: L-allo-threonine aldolase activity. Bases 140 to 1312 code for a protein of 390 amino acids. The transcript is spliced from 6 exons. Gene Ontology annotation, cellular component: cytosol. Gene Ontology annotation, biological process: glycine biosynthetic process; L-threonine catabolic process. Lineage: Eukaryota; Metazoa; Arthropoda; Insecta; Neuroptera; Chrysopidae. The record is from RefSeq and is a predicted model, not a curated record.